This is a messenger RNA of Arabidopsis thaliana (thale cress), 898 nucleotides long. RefSeq names its product Nodulin MtN21 /EamA-like transporter family protein (gene UMAMIT43-psi). The transcript has 3 exons. Gene Ontology annotation, molecular function: transmembrane transporter activity. Gene Ontology annotation, cellular component: membrane. Gene Ontology annotation, biological process: transmembrane transport. Bases 154 to 621 code for a protein of 155 amino acids. The record is from RefSeq and is marked reviewed. Lineage: Eukaryota; Viridiplantae; Streptophyta; Magnoliopsida; Brassicales; Brassicaceae.
CAAAAACAAAACAAAAAAAAUGGCUGGGAGAUUCUGUCAAAGAGACGGCGGGAUCAUGACGGCAAUGGUGGCGGUGGAGAUUCUGACAGAGUGUAGCCAAAGUAGUUGGAACAAUAGUUUGCAUUGUGGGUGCACUUGUGGCAACUCUAUACCAUGGCCCCAUCGUCUUCGCCGCAUCUAAGCCGUCCUUUUAUCUCCUUCAGCGUCUUUCGGCACCUCCCUCGCAACCGUCCAAUUAUAAUUGGGUCAUCGGGGGAGGUCUUCUGGGUUGAAUACACUCUCAUUGCCGUCGCUUACAUUGUUCAGACACAUAUAAUGAGGGAAUAUCCGUCGGAAUUUGCCUUGGCACUUUCCCACAAUGUCUGCGUUUCAAUCUCUUGUGCAUUUGUUAGUUUAUUCGUGGAGGAGAACAAUCCUAGCGCAUGGAUUAUGAGAUCGAAAAUUAUGUUGAUAUGCAUCGUCGCAACGGGGGUGGUGAAUUCGACGAGCUAUGUUGUUGAAUCAUGGACAGUGCGAUAUAAGGGGGCUGUGUUCCUAGCAAUGUUCAGGCCAUUAUCUAUCGUAACCGCUGUCGUACUAGGGGCAAUAUUUCUAGGCGAUUCUCUCUAUCUCGGAAGGUGAAAGAAGAAUGUUUAAUAUAUCAAAAGAUGGAUCACCAAAUUAGUAUUAAUUACUCAUCUUGGAUUUUCACUUUCAGUUUUUACUAUCUAUAUUUGGCAGUGUGAUUGGUGGAACGUUGAUAUCAAUCGGUUUCAGUGUCCAUAAUUCAUUAUUUCAUAUAGCCAAUGGCUUUAGCGCUUUAGCCAAAUCCAGUGUUCUAAGGCAUAUUGGCAUGUUAGUAUAGAAAAGUUGUCCUUAUCUGAACAAAUUUUUAGUAAUGGAGGCAACGACCUUUGUG